AUGUCAUCAUCACAUAAGUACCCACAUGGGUCAAAACCUGAACAGAAGCCUCUUUUAUCAAAUGUGGAAAGUCGAAGAAUUUCACCGAAUACAACAAAUGCUAAUGCAUCUAAAUAUAUUCCUAAAGAUAGUGUGCCGUUAAUAAAGACAAAAAAUGACAACAUACCUAACACUAUUUCAGUCACUGGUAAUAGUAAUAAUGACAGUGAUGAUGAUGAUGAUGAUGAUGAUGAUGAUGAUAUGAUAAAUAGAGAACGUGUGACUUCUUCGAGAUAUCAAAAGGGACAUGUUAAAGGGAAGGUUGGACCACAACGUACGUCUCGUACAGCUCAAAAAUUGAAACUUUUACCAGAGGAACCAUUUCAAAGAAAGACUUUAAAGAAGAAGAACAGUAACAAAUUCCUGAAUAAAACAAAUUCAACAGAGGAUCAUAUACCUUCCAUGAAUACAGAACGAUAUACACGGGAAGGAGAUGAUAAUGAGGAGGAGGAUGACAAUGAUCAGCCUGAUAGAGAUGUAUAUUCACAAGUCAAUCGUAUCAAGGAUAAAUCUGCAAGAAGAGAUGCUGAAAAGUUAGGGAAAAAACAUAGGAGGUUAUUACCAAGAUGCACUGCAUACAGUUCUGCUAGUAGUUAUAAUAUGCGUGAAUUGAUGUAUUGGAUGAAGGAUACAAAGAAAAUACACCACACACAUCCAAAAUUAUUUGAUGAAUGCCUGUAUACACCGUUUAUGUAUACAGAUUGGCGUGGUGAUGAACGAUUUCAACACGAGAAUUUAAUUAGAAUUGAUGAUGAAGGUGGUGAAAUAAAUGUCAGUGAUAAACAACCUGAUUUAUUUAUAUUUGAAUAUGGGGUCGUUGUAAUGUGGGGUUUUACUGAAACUGAAGAAAAAUCUUUCUUGAUGGAUAUUGAAAGGUUUGAAAAGGAGAAACUCGCUGAGGAAGAUGUCCAAAUCGAAGAAUUCAAUUAUUAUGUCACUCAAAGUUAUCAACCGAGAAUAUAUAAUGAUUUUAUUACAUUGAGAGAUGGUUCUAAUUAUAUGGUUAAGUUGUCCAUAUCUCAUGCAAUCGCACAAAGUGUUAAGAUAUCUUUAUUUGAAGAAUUAGUUGAAAAUACCAUUGAUGAUACACAAGAUAUUCCACAAGAGAUUGCAUCUAGCGGUAAAGUUUCGAUGUCUAAGGAAGAUAUUAUGAAAAGCAUAGGUGAACUAUUCAUUUUAAGAAUUAAUAUCAAUUUACAUGGGUCUGUUCUUGAUUCGCCGGAGAUUAUGUGGUCGGAACCUCAAUUGGAGCCUAUCUAUCAAGCUACUCGUGGUUAUUUAGAGAUCAAUCAAAGAGUGGCCCUUUUAAAUCAAAGAUUAGAGGUCAUAUCUGACUUGUUACAAAUGUUAAAGGAACAAUUGGGACAUUCUCACGAAGAAUAUUUGGAGUUUAUAGUUAUUGUAUUGGUUGGUGUUGAAGUUCUGAUCUCAGGUAUAAAUAUUGCAGUUGAUAUGAUUGCCGGUAAAUAA
Maudiozyma barnettii is the source of this 1509-nucleotide messenger RNA. It is a transcript of the gene RMD1, whose product is annotated as Rmd1p. Lineage: Eukaryota; Fungi; Ascomycota; Saccharomycetes; Saccharomycetales; Saccharomycetaceae. The transcript has a single exon. The coding region runs from base 1 to 1509 and encodes 502 amino acids. The record is from RefSeq and is a predicted model, not a curated record.